This is a messenger RNA of Nematolebias whitei (Rio pearlfish), 3077 nucleotides long. RefSeq names its product mannosidase, alpha, class 1A, member 1 (gene man1a1). The coding region runs from base 217 to 2076 and encodes 619 amino acids. NCBI's taxonomy places the organism in Eukaryota, Metazoa, Chordata, Actinopteri, Cyprinodontiformes, Rivulidae. The transcript has 12 exons. Gene Ontology annotation, biological process: N-glycan processing; carbohydrate metabolic process. Gene Ontology annotation, cellular component: Golgi membrane; endoplasmic reticulum; extracellular exosome. The record is from RefSeq and is a predicted model, not a curated record. Gene Ontology annotation, molecular function: calcium ion binding; mannosyl-oligosaccharide 1,2-alpha-mannosidase activity.
CUCCGUCUGUCUGUGGAGCGUCCUCGGCAUGGACGGUAGCUCCACUUCUCAACUUUUUACCACAGGUACGUUUCAUGUAAGACGGUUUGUAUCAGUCGGAAAUGGAUUUCUGAACAGAACAAGCCGAAGCUGAGUCCCUACGCGAGUUACAUCGACCGCUGAAACAUUUCCCACCCCGUUUCUCUCAGUUCGGGCUGUUGAAGGAAGAGGGAAAAAAUGCCAGUGGCAACUCUUCUGCCUUUUACCGCGACCCCGAGUCGGAAGUCUGCCAGCCCGACUUCUUUCAGGUUAACGGAGAAAUUUAUCUUGUUGCUGGUGUUCAGCGCUUUUAUCACGCUGUGCUUCGGGGCGAUCUUCUUCCUGCCGGACUCGUCGAAGCUCCUCAGCGGAGUUUUCUUCCGCUCGUCGCCGGUGGAGACUAACACCCGCACCGGUCCGGAGAGCAGCGACUCCGGCUCGGCCGCGAACGAGGAGCGGAACCUGGAUAAAAUCAAGAGAGACCACGAAAAAGCGCUCCUAGAAGCCAAGGAUACUCUACAGAAGGCACCCGGAGUGAUUAAAGCGGAAAUUUUAACUGUCAAGAGUCAACUUGCAAAUGACCGUCUGAGUCAAGGUGGGAAUAAUUUACCUGUCAUCAACUAUCACCGCCCGCCGGGGGCGACCGGGCACGAUCCAGUGGACCCCGAAACCAAGGAGAGACGGGCUAAGAUCAAACAGAUGAUGAAGCACGCGUGGGACGGCUAUCGGCGCUACGCGUGGGGUUCCAAUGAGCUCAGACCGGUCUCCAAGCAAGGCCACUCCAGCAAUCUAUUUGGGAGUAUAAAAGGAGCAACGAUAGUGGACGCCCUGGACACCUUGUUUAUCAUGGAAAUGUUUGACGAGUUCGAUGCUGCCACAGAGUGGGUAGAGAAGAACCUCGACUUUAAUGUGAAUGCAGAAAUAUCUGUGUUUGAGGUGAACAUCAGAUUUGUUGGAGGUCUGCUGUCUGCCUACUACCUGUCUGGAAAAGAGGUGUUCCGCAGAAAGGCUGUGGAAUUGGGUGAAAAGCUGCUGCCGGCCUUCAAAACGCCCACAGGCAUCCCCUGGGCUCUGCUUAACCUCAAGAGUGGAAUUGGUAGAAACUGGCCGUGGGCGUCAGGCGGGAGCAGCAUCCUGGCCGAGUACGGCACCCUGCAUUUGGAGUUCAUGCACCUCAGCGUACUCUCAGGAAAACCAGAGUUCGCUCAGAAGGUCAUGAACAUCAGGAAAGUUCUAAAUCGCCUGGACAAACCUCAGGGCCUCUACCCCAACUACCUGAACCCCAACAGUGGCCAGUGGGGCCAACAUCACGUGUCUGUGGGUGGCCUGGGUGACAGUUUCUAUGAGUAUCUGCUCAAGGCCUGGCUUAUGUCUGACAAAACUGAUGAGGAAGGGAAGAAGCUGUAUUACGAUGCCCUCCAGGCAAUAGAAGCCAAUCUGAUAAGGAAGUCGAGCAGCGGCCUCACCUACAUAGCGGAGUGGAAGGGGGGGCUGCUGGAGCACAAGAUGGGUCACCUGACGUGUUUCGCCGGUGGGAUGAUCGCUCUGGGUGCCGACGGGGCGCCCAGCGACAAGACGGGCCACCAGAUGGAGCUGGCAGCGGAGAUCGCCCGCACCUGUCACGAGUCCUACGCCAGGACAGCCUUGAAGCUGGGUCCAGAAGCGUUUCGUUUCGACGGGGGGGUCGAGGCCAUCGCCACGCGCCAGAACGAGAAGUACUUCAUCCUCCGCCCAGAGGUCAUCGAGACCUACAUGUACAUGUGGAGAUUCACCCACGACCCCAAAUACAGGGAGUGGGGCUGGGAGGCUGUGAAGGCCUUGGAGCAGCACUGUAAAGUAGAAGGAGGUUACAGCGGCGUCAGAGACGUCUACGCUUCGUCUCCGAGCCACGACGACGUGCAGCAGAGCUUCUACUUGGCCGAGACGCUAAAGUACCUCUACCUGCUCUUCUCUGAUGACGAUCACCUACCGUUCGAGCACUGGGUCUUCAACACCGAGGCUCACCCCCUGCCGGUGAUCAGGAAGGACCAAACGGACCGACCCAAUGAAGUGGAGUAGUGGACUCGGACCGGUCUCCUGUGCAUCUGAGCCUGCAGCUGUUCGUCUCCAACACUUCGGCCGUUCGGAGCCCGACGCGGCGACAGAUUUCUCCUGAUCAGAUUUUUAUUUUGGAUUUGUCGGAGCAGGUCCAGUUUUGGGGUUUUUGCUUUAAUUUUUUUUUUUUUUUUUUUUUUUUUUGAUGAACUGUCUCUGGUUGGGUCUGAGGCUCCAGAUGUUUAUUGACAAGAUAACGUGACGGAAACGUUCAAACUCUUCUUCUGCUCAGGUUUGUGUUCAGCGACCCACGCCUGCAGAGAUAAUCAGCUGCUUCUCGUUUAAAGGGACAGUUCGCUUUAUUUCUCAGCAGGUUUGUUGUUCGGAGCUCCGACUUGUUUUCUGUGAGGGAGAGACCGGCUGACCUGGAAGUGGACCCCGGUCUUUGGGCACAACCAAAACUCUGACUGAGGACAACGUUUACUUCACGUUUGUUUUUUGUUUUUCUCGCCUGAAUAAGAGCCAGUUUUUUGUUUUUCGGCCGUGUUGUUGAAGAAAUGUUGGGAUUCCCCUUUUCUACAGACGUGCUCGUGUCUGUGGGCGUUAAAGGAAAGACGCGGCACAAGCGGAACUCGUUUUGUAAACUCCUGGACGUCUGCUCCGACCAGCCGGGCUGUUUCUCUACCCGCCGGUAGCUUCAUCUUCCUCACAUCGUUUACACGCAGCUACCUUUUUCUCCUCCGUCAGUUUGUAACAAUCCUCACGUUUCCACCGGGGUUCGACCGGUGCAGGGAGUUUAACGCUGGUCCGGUUUCCAAACCUGAUCGUUUGCUUUACAAAAACGACCCAGUUUUGAGUUCAUUUUGUUGUUUACGUCCUCCGAAACCUUUUAAAGGUGAAUCAGAGCACAAGGAAUGUAGGGAGGAGUUUAAAACCGUUGGGAAAGAGCCAACCAGUGGAGCGUUACUGGUUAAAAAGAUCUGAUUUGAACCUUUCGGCGCAGAGUGUCUCCUCUUUAAAGGAAC